AUGGAUAGAAUUUACAAAGCAGUUAUCGAGGAAGUGAACUCCAACAGCCUACUUUUCCGCGAGAUGUUCCGGGCCUGUUACGAACGGAAGCGUGCACGUUACGAGGAAGGCUACACAAGUUUUAUUCUCAACAAAUUGGUGUUCAAUCGAAUCGGCAGCUUACUGGGUGGCCAUAUUCGGUGUGUUUUGUCAGGUGGUGCUCCUCUCAGCCCAGAAACACAGAGGUUUAUGAAUAUCUGCUUCUGUUGUCCAGUGGUUCAGGGUUAUGGUUUGACAGAAACUUGUGGAGCAGGAACUUUGGCUGACACUCACGACCUUUCUACUGGAACCGUUGGCCCACCACUCACUUCAACCGAAAUUCUGCUCGAAGAGUGGGCAGAGGCUGGCUACUCACCGCAUAAUGAAAAACCACAAGGAGAAAUUCUAAUCGGCGGAAAAUGCGUUGCCAUUGGAUACUAUAAUAAUCCAGAGAAGACAAAGGAGGACUUCGUAGAAAGAAACGGCAAAAGAUAUUUCGCCACAGGCGACAUAGGAGAAUUCCGUGAAGAUGGAUCACUCAGAAUUAUUGAUCGUAAGAAGGAUUUGCUCAAGUUGGCCCAUGGCGAGUACAUUUCACUAGGAAAAGUUGAGACCAACAUUCAAACUGGUCAUGGAAUCGAUACCGUAUGUGUUCAUGGUGAUUCAUCAAAAGACUACUUGAUCGCUUUGGUUGUACCAGAUCAUAAGUACUUGAGGAAGAAAGCAGAAGAAAUUGGCAUUUCUGAUGAUGACAUAGAAAGUCUGUGUAAGAAUAAGGAUAUGGUUAAUGCAGUAUUGAAAGAUAUACAGUCACACGUCAACGGAAAAUUGCAAAGAGUGGAGAUUCCAACAAAGAUUUUACUUUGUCCUGAACCCUGGACUCCGGCUUCUGGUAUGGUAACCGAAGCGUUGAAAUUGAAAAGGAAGGUGAUUGAGAAGGCGUUCCGAAAAGAAAUCGACGAAUUGUAUCGUUAA
Cooperia oncophora is the source of this 993-nucleotide messenger RNA. Lineage: Eukaryota; Metazoa; Nematoda; Chromadorea; Rhabditida; Trichostrongylidae. The record is from the annotation of a GenBank genome assembly.